AUGUCCUCGGGCACUUCGGUUGACUUGCUAGGGCACUACCGUUGGACCAGUGAUGCUGUGCUUGGGGAAGGUGGCUGGUGCAUCGUGUACAAGGCAAGAGCAAGCGAUGGUUCCUGGGUCGCUGUGAAGACUUUUCGAAAGACGGCGUCACCAGAUGGCCAGGCAUGCGAGGGCCUGCAUCGACGCUUUCACAAGGAAGUCAUGAUGUUCAAGCAAUUGAGUUUGGAGCCUGGCACGGUACAUGUGACAGCCAAUGAGCGGAAUCCGAAGCAUUUCUUCGUUAAUUUGUUCGACUUCUCCAAAGAUGGCGAUGGAAUGCCAGGUCCAGCAGAUGACAAGAAGUUCUACACAAUAUUGGAGCUGGGCGACGAAAACUUGGACAUUUGGUUGAGAACAACUAAACUCCUUCGCAUGCCCGACUUCUGCAAGAUUGCCAGAUCCCUCCUGACGGGAUUGGAAUUCCUACACGGCCUGGGCUUCGUGCACUUGGAUGUCAAGCCUGAAAACCUCAUGCGCUUUGGAUCCAGAUGGAAGCUCAUCGACCUUGCGGGCUGUCUCUCAGUAGAUGACGUCGUCCCGUCUGACAGCUGCACACCACUCUACACCAGUCCAGAGUUCGCGAAGGUUAUCCUUUCGGAGAUUCAGCCGGGCCAUAAGCACAAUAUCCGUGCAUGCCCCUCUAUGGACCUUUGGGCGGCUGGGGUUGUCAUGCUGGACAUUCUGGUGCAGGGCUGCUGCUUUGCGGAGACAAAGGCCUCUUUGGAUCUGGCCGCUUUGUUCAGCGAGGAGGCCAUUCCCUUCGAGGGCUGGUAUCGAUGGCUGGCAGCUGCAGAGCCAGUUGACUUGUCAAGCUUGGUGGCUGGGACACAGGGUGCUGCGCUGCUGGAUGAAUCACUUGUCAAUCUUUUGGGGGAGCUCCUCCAAAAGGAGCCAGAAAAACGAGCUUCAGCGGCAAGCUUUAAGAAUCAUCCGCUCCUGAAAGUGCAGACAGCAGGGCGUCAGAAAGUGGAGUUGGCAUUCUGCAAGGCCAGCUCCACACAGUCCUUUUCAGCAGAUCAGCUGCUGAAAGUCAUGCAGUGCAUUGGAGUGUCAUCCGCGGCUGCUUGGCUUUUUGUUGAUGGUGCAGACCAACCUGUGCAAGCCAACGGGUUUCUGAUUGCGGGCAGCGAAGGCCGACAACCGUGGCCGCGCAGUGUGCAAGCUCAGGCUGGUGUGAAGCUUUUCGGCUUGUGGGGUCCCUCCUUUGAACUCAGCCGAUGCCAGGGCCAUGGCAGGGUGAAAGAAGUUGAAAUGCUGGCAACUUGGCGCAACCACGUUGCGGAAGCCGCUGAUGUGUCUUGGGCUUACAGGGGUGGUCGCAUCACAGCCCAGAUGCAAGUGGAGUGGCUGGAUGCUGGUUUGCUGGCUCCGCUAGAAAUCCGAAAGGAGCAUUUUCCGCGCUUCUCGAGUCUGGAGCAGGGCAUGUGCUUCCGACCGGAUAUGCUGACAGACUGCGUAGACGCUUGUAUCGAGGGCAUUGCGGAAAACAAGCGAUUGGACAAGGAGGUGCAAACACUUAGCAACAAUCUGUCAGCAACGCUGGGGAGUCGGUCGCAUUUUGUUGCUUCAGAUUCAGAAAUUGAUCUUGAGCACUGCAUCGUCCCUGCAGAGCGCCUGGACUCUGGUCCAGAUGACGGACCACCAGAGGUGGAGACAUUGUCGGGGCUCAGGAUUGGCAUGUUGAAAAGCCCCACCGUCUUCCCUGGGGAGAACACGCGCUGGAGCAUGCCAGAAGUACUGCAGAUGAUCCGCGGCGAGUGCUGUGCGGUGCCAGGCCGUGGGAACAUCAUACAGCGGUUUGCAGACGGCUUGCUUUUCAAGACCAUCAGCGUGCUGGCCAUUGGUGCCAACACAGUUUAUAUCGGAGCCGUGGCGGACUCCCACUUGAAGAACAGCUACAACCGCAUGAUUGGACUGGCACAUUACCAAGCUCCAAUUUAUCCAGACAUUCUGUUUGCGGUGUGGUUCAGCCUGGAGCUCGUAAUUCGGAUUCUCGCUGAGCGGUCCUGGUUCUUUACAGGUGAAGAUAAACUGUGGAACAUUUUCGAUGUGUUUUUGGUGUUGAAUGCAAUCGUUGAGCUGUCGGUUCCCAACUUCGCAAACUUGUCACUGUUGCGGGUUUUUCGGGUCUUCCGGUUGGUCCGCGUCGUACGAGUUGUGCGGACAGUGAAGGCUUUGAGAAGCCUGCGCACCAUGCUUUUCGCGAUGCUGAACUCCCUGACUGCCCUGCUCUGGGCAUUUGUUUUGAUCGGCAUCGUCAUGUUCGUGUUCAGUGUGAUAUUCGACAUGGCCAUCGCCAGCUCAUACGACCUGCUGGAUCCCAGCAACCUUGAUCACAGAGACAAGGUGGACAGGAUAAACACUCAUUUUUCGAACCUUUUCAACACGAUGGUCGCCCUUUUCUGUUCAAUAACUGGAGGAAAUGAUUGGAUGCUUUAUGCGGAGCUUCUCCGAAGCAUCGACCUUGGAGAAGUGUAUUUCGUACUUUUUGCCUUCUAUGUUGGCUUGAGUUUGGUGGGUGUGCUGAACGUUGUGACUGGCAUUUUCGUUGAUAGUGCGGUGUGCACCCGCACGGAGGAUGAGGUGGUGGAGUCCUGGACAGAAGAUCAAAAGAGAACGGCAGAUGAAGUCCGGAGAAUCUUCAAGGAGGCCGAUCGAGAUAUGAGUGGCUCCAUGACUUACAGGGAGUUGGAGAAGCAUUUGCAAAAUCCCUGGGUCAAGGCGUACUUCUCAGGCAUGGAUAUUGAUGCGAGCGAAGCAGCAAUUAUCUUCACAUUGAUGGAUUCAGAUCGAGACAAUGAAGUGACGAUCGAUGAGUUUGUUGAUGGCACAAUGAAGCUCAAAGGGCACGCAAAGAGCAUCGACAUACUGUCGGUGAUGUACGACAAUGCGAAAUUUCAGGCCAAAUUCAGCAUCUUCUGCUCUCAUGUUGAAGAUCAAUUGGUGGACAUGAAGAAUCUUAUUACGCCAGGAGCUGGCGACAAGAUGGAGAGGAUGUACCGACCUGCCAGCCAACAAGUUGAUUACGUGAAAUAUUUCAACAAGUUGCGCACUGUGGAGCUUGGCCAGACGGUUGAACCUGCUCCAAAUGAAGUGAGAUGCGAUCCCAUUUUGCCUACUCACCACGGCUAG
Symbiodinium pilosum is the source of this 3171-nucleotide messenger RNA. Lineage: Eukaryota; Dinophyceae; Suessiales; Symbiodiniaceae. The record is from the annotation of a GenBank genome assembly.